Messenger RNA from Brassica oleracea var. oleracea, 1323 nucleotides. Its product is annotated as putative E3 ubiquitin-protein ligase XBAT35. Bases 1 to 1323 code for a protein of 440 amino acids. NCBI's taxonomy places the organism in Eukaryota, Viridiplantae, Streptophyta, Magnoliopsida, Brassicales, Brassicaceae. Gene Ontology annotation, molecular function: protein binding. The transcript has 10 exons. The record is from RefSeq and is a predicted model, not a curated record.
AUGGGGAAAAAGAAAUCGAAAGGGGAAUUGUUGUAUGAGCAAGCGAGCUAUAACGAGUUUCAAAAACAAGUGAGCUAUGAUAACUCUGAAAGCAUUCGAGCUCUUCAUCGCCAAGGAGCAGACCUCGAGUGGAUGGAUAGAAAAGGCAGAACGCCUUUGAUCAUGGCAUGCAGGUUUCAUGAGCUUUAUUAUGUCGCCAAGACUUUGAUCGAGUUAGGCGCCAAUGUUAAUGCUUAUUGUCCAGCUCGCCAUGCAGGGGCUCCUCUGCACCAUGCUGCUAAAAGAGAUCUUUUCCCAACUGUUGAGUUGCUUCUUUCACAUGGUACAAAUCCACUUGUUCUCAAUGAUGAUGGUCAAACACCACUUGAGGUCGCUAGAGACAAAGGGUUUACUAUUGUCAACCACAUCUGCUUGUUCUCUGGUUGGAUGCGUGAGUUUUACGGCCCUGCCUAUCUUGAUUCUCAGAAUCAGUUUCCUUCAAAAAGAGUAUGGGUAGUCGUCGUACCAACUAGAUCAAGAAAUCCUGCCCAGCCUUUGAAGUUGGAGGUGGUUGUAUAUGAUUGUUCACUGCCUACUGCCAAGCCACGGACAGUGAUGCCGUUGUGGAAAGCAAACUUGGAGGAACCAAUAACGGACCAGUCUGAUAUCUCAGUGAUGAUCAUUGUCAACGAAUCCACAAUCCUAAGCCGCUGGAGACAAAGACUAAAACGUAGGAAUGAAGUUUAUACGCAAACACAUCUUAGACUUGCCCCCUCCACUAAAGGGGACGAACAACAGCUUAAGUGGUUCUGUGAUGCAUGUAAAGGAAUUCCACAGCCUCGUCGAGUCUUUCUCCAAACAGCACCGUCUGCGCAUCAUGCUAUGAGUGAGACACCGAAUGCCAUUCACCAUUCCGUUGGUGAAGAAAGUUCCUCAACUGCACCACCUCCUCCUCCUCCUUCCUCAGGAAAAGCAAGCACAUCGGUUCUCAAUAGCCAGGAAAGUGUUAUUCUACAUGAACAUUCACCAUCAGCUCCUCCAUUGACAGAUGAUCACAUAGAAACCUUAGAGGAUGGUCCCGUUCAUUACCCAACUAUCGACUCAACACCUGUCGAUGUCCCAUCUUCUUCUCCUCUACCAGCUUCAGCAGAGGGUGAAAAGAAAGAAGACGGGAGCUCUGGACAGUGUUCUAUAUGUCUCGACGCUCCAUCUGACGUGGUUUGUGUCCCGUGUGGACAUCUCGCAGGAUGCAUGUCUUGCUUGAUUGAGAUCAAAUCCAACAACGGGAGAUGUCCUGUCUGUCGCGCCAAGAUUGAUCAGAUCAUUAAACUGUACCGUGUCUGA